This is a messenger RNA of Dreissena polymorpha, 1339 nucleotides long. RefSeq names its product carbonic anhydrase-like. Gene Ontology annotation, cellular component: cytoplasm. Lineage: Eukaryota; Metazoa; Mollusca; Bivalvia; Myida; Dreissenidae. The transcript is spliced from 10 exons. Gene Ontology annotation, molecular function: carbonate dehydratase activity; zinc ion binding. Bases 1 to 1095 code for a protein of 364 amino acids. The record is from RefSeq and is a predicted model, not a curated record.
AUGUACUGCGGUGUUCUAUUGGAGCAGUCGAUGUUCCUUAAUAGACGGAAAGAGUGGGACACUCAGGAAACCGACGUCAAGAUAAACCAGUUCGAGAUGUCUGUAUUGGAAACUACGGAGAACGAGUUGCUAUGGAAAGACUCUCAGAGCCCUCUAAGAGAAGACGACACACCAUUUAUUUACCUAUGCGCCACCAUGUGGCACGAGACCAAGAACGAGAUGACCCAGUUCCUGAAGUCUAUCUAUCGCCUGGAUACUGACCAAGGCGCGCGGAAGACUGUUUAUUGGCUUUUCGGUAUCCGGGAUCCAGAUUAUUACGAAUUUGAGGAAUGGGGAUACACAGAGGAAAAUGGGCCCUAUACCUGGUACAAGCAUUUUCUGAUCGCCCGAACUGGCAUCAGACAAUCGCCGAUCAAUAUCGUUUCGUUUGAGGCGGAGUACGACGAUGCUCUCAUGGACAUGAACCUUGAGGUCUCCUACCAAGCGGAAGACGAGGUCACGCUGAAGAACAACGGUCACAACUUACAGUGUCAAAUCACCCAGCUUGGAUAUUUGACCGGCGGUCCCCUUGGCAACCAGCAGUUCAGGCUGGAGCAGUUCCACCUGCACUGGGGAUCAGACGACACCCGGGGAUCGGAGCAUACGAUUGACUGGGAGCAGUUCGCAGCCGAGCUUCACCUCGUCCACUGGAACACUAACUAUGACAGCUUCGCGGAGGCUGUUGACAAGAGUGACGGAGUUGCCGUUCUCGGGGUUAUAAUCAAGUCCGGCGUAGAGAAUCCCUUCUUCUCCGUCGUGUCGGACAACUUAGGCGGGUUGAUCCAAGCUCAUAGCGAGAACACUAUCCCCAGCUCCCUGGACCCUACCGACCUGCUGCCAGGUGACAUCAGCGCCUACUGGACGCACGAGGGCUCUCUCACAACCCCGCCCUUUUUUGAAAGUGUCCAAUGGAUUGUCUUCCAUGAACCCGUAGAAUUCUCUCCCAGCCAAUUGGACGCUCUUCGGAGUCUCAUUGAUUCAGACGGCAAUCCAAUGCAGGACAACUUCCGGCCUCCACAACCAAUAAACGGGAGACAAGUCAGGGCUUCCUUUUAAUCAGUCCCAGUUUUGAAUAACUUCCCUUACAAUAUAGAAGGCGUUUACAGCAGUAGACAUUCAAAGCGGUGUACUUAUUGCACGCAUACAAAAGUUUAGGUCACACAUAAAAAAGUUUUUUCAUGUUUAAUACCACAUAAGUUGUAUAAAGACACGAGGAGCCCAUGAGGAUAAAAUGCAACUAUUUGUGCAUCAUUUUGUGUGGGCAUUACUCACACGAAUUGUGAUUGCAAUUCUAAGAUAC